GUGGUGACUUCUGGAGGGGGAUUGCUGUGUCCAGUAUGCAGAAUGCAGCACCCUGUGCUCAUCUGCAGAGAUGGAUUGGGUUGUGACAUGAUUCCUUAAUGGCUUCCUAGACCAGAGAGGAUCAAAGCAGGACAUGCACUUAACACCUUGGUGCCACUUUGCACACUUGAAGUCUUGGCUCAUUCACAGCUGCCAGCACUUGGCUCCAAGUCAGCUCCUCUCAGUCCUGCUCUGCUCUGGCUCCCGAGGACAGCAGGCAGGAUGACCCAAAACAUGGUGACUGUGAACGGAGUCAGUGUGGCCUCUCUGCCGCCCCAGCCCACGCACAUCAACAUCCACAUCCACCGGGAGUCAGCUCUGACACAGCUGCUGAAGGCAGUGGGAUCCCUGAAGCAGUUGCUUUCUCACCCUCGGGACUCUGGGCCUUCCAAGGCCAGGACAAGCAAUGAGCAGCUGGCUCUAGGGGUGAAGCAGAUACUGCUGGGGGUUGUAAGCUGUGCUCUUGGAGUGAGUCUCUACUUUGGGCCCAGGACUGAGCUGCGAGUCUUGGGCUGUGCCUUCUGGGCAGGGUCUGUGGCAAUUGCAGCAGGAGCUGGGGCCAUUGUCCAUGAGAAACACAGGGGCAAACUUUCAGGCUGUGUGUCAGGGCUGCUCACCCUGGCUGGCAUUGCUGCCACUGUGGCUGCCAUUGUUUUCUGUGUGAGGACCUUAAUCUGGCAAACAGAUGACUUAAACUAUAAGAAGUUCAACUCCGUGUGUGAUAGGCUAGUCCCUGUCACCACAACCACUAAUUACAGAUGGAGGAAUAACAACUCAGACUGGAGGACAGAGAAUUGUAGAACAUUGAUGAAAAUGACCCUGCACCUCUUCCUGGGAUUCUGUAUCCUGCUCACAGUUGUCUGUAUUCUGAAUGUCAUCGUGUCUUUGGCUUCCCUGGGACUGCAUCUUCGAAGCAUGCGUGGCCGAAGCUCUGAGUUCCUAGAUGAGAAAGAGUCAAACCAGAAGCUUCUGAGGGUGAAUCCAGUGACCCCUUCCACCUCCAAGGAGGAGACCCUGACUGUCAUCAACCUGUGAGCGGCCGAAGACCCUGCCUAGGUUCCUGCGUGUUCCUGUCAAAGCAGCCCAGGGCCCAUGGGGAUGACAGAACUGUCCCCAGGCCCUCUCCUGGCCCCAUGCCUCACACUUGCCUCUGCCACAGCCACUAUCCAUUCCUUCUCCUUCUUCUCUUCCUGCUUCCUCUCCCACCAUUCCUCUCCAGUGCCCUCUGUUCCAGGAAGAGAUAUUGUCACAUUUUCCCCAAUGCUGAUUAAAGAGAAAAAAAAACCCAGGAAAAAUAAUUUCUCUCAGGAAGAUGGACUCUCCCUUUAUUUACACAAGUCUUGUGCUGGGAAUGGCCUUCCCUUGUGUGAUAUGUGUGGUUCCUGAUCUUCUAGAGUCCGGAGUCCACAAACGGUCAGUCAGGAAAACUUGAGCUCCAAACUACCAGCAGUCCCCAUCCCCAACCCGAGGAAAGAAGUUAGAGGUGCAAAGAAAUUUAGAACAACUGAACCUCAAUAUUUAUUUCACUCCAGCAAUGGAGGAAUGGAAGCCCCUCAUUCUCUGCUAAAGAAAUUAAUGCAAAUGUAGUUGAGCCCAGAAGCAAAGUUGAGCUGAGAUACAUAAUGUGUGAAGAGAUUGUGUUCAUCAGCUUUCCAUCACUAUAACAAAUGCCUGAUGUAAUCAACUUAUAAAAAGAAAACCUGUAUGAUUUGAGAAGUUUCAGUCCAUGGUUUGGUGACCUCAUUGCUUUUGGUCCCAUGGUGAGGAAACACAUUAUGGUGGAAGCAGGUGAUGGAACAAAACCUCUUACUUCAUCACCAGGGAGGGUGAAAAAAGGGGGAAGAGGAAGUGGCCAGUAUGCCACUGUCCCCUAAGAACCUCUCAUCAGGUGCCACCUUCAGGUUCCACUGCUUAUUGACUAUUAUAAAAGAAUUAGGUCCCUUAAGCUCAGGGGUCUGCUCCUAGAACCUUGCCCAGUGCACAUAUAGGAGUCACUGCAGUGUAUUCUGUGUUGCCCUGGGAAUCAGCAUCAUGGGACCAGUGUGGAAAUGCUAUCCCAUGGCUGCUGCCAUUGCUGAGUAAUAAGUGGCUCUGCAUCUUUGACUCAGAUUUUGUGGCUUCUACCAGCAUCUAUAAAAUGGCAGCAGGCCAAUGUGCUGACCCUUCAUUGAUCCUAUGUCUGACUGUAUACAAGGGUUAGGAUACAGACUGACUUAAAAUAUACUUGCUGGAGUCCACAAUAACCAGAGGCCAGACAUAAAAACCCUAUCUUACAAAGAAAGAAUAUUACUUGAUUGCCAGAUUUGUGGUAUAGCAGGCAGCAAGGUGGUGUGCUAAUGACUGUUGAGUAACAAUGGGGAACAGGAGAAGGGAGGCUAUAAAGGAGAAAAUUUCAGGGAGAGGGAGGCUCUGGCAUUUCUGUAGGUGCAUAAACACCUGUGCUCAGGGCUUGUGUGCCUCAGCAGGCGCACAAGAUGGGGCUUCAUGACUUGUCCACUCAGUAGCCUGAUCCCAAGAAACUGGCCAGCCAGCGGGGGAGAGACCCUAACACUCUGCUCAAAGUGCUUUCCCCAUUGUUGAUUGAGCAACUCCUGUGCAGCCCCCAGGAUGCCUCUGAUGGCUGGGACCAUGCCCACACCUGCUCUGGCCGCAGGGCUGCUGUGCCUGGUGUCCCUCACAGCUAGCCCACUGGGGUGUCAUCAGGUCCUUGGGCCAGUGUCAUGUAGGGUUGCUUGACCUGCUCCUCUUUCCUCUCCCUCUACAUCUGACUUUCACUAUGUCCAGAAAAUCUGUCACCCUCUGGUUGGAAGCAUCCCACCCCCAUCCAGACAGGCUGGUCCAGGGCAGGCUCUCCCACAAUGAUCUCUAGAGUUUCCAGUAGAAUUUCUACGAUCACAGGCAUUUCUAGUAUAAUUUCUAGUAAAUCUCAGGCAUUUCCAGUAUCAUCUUUUUGGGCACUCAGAUGCCAACAGGAUAAGAGAGGCCUCUGGUAGUUUCAGUCUAAAUUUUUAGCCCAAACCAUCAGAGAUCAAGACAUGCUUCUGAAAUGUCUUUCCGUCAAGGGUCCAACUACUUGGUCAAAAGAAGAAGAAGCAUACUUGGGAAGCAGGAACCAGUGCUGUCAGUUUUCCUACUGAAUUGAUCAGGCUGUUGAGGGCCCAUCCUUCCUGAUGUCCUCUUUCUACUGGAGCAGGCUCCUCCUUCUCUGACCCAAGACUUUGCCCUUCCUGUUUCCACUUAAAGUAGAUGACCUUGCUACCCCAGAGGGGGCUGUGUAAGAACUGCCCCAUUUCAAAUUGGGUACAUCUGUUCCUUGGGGUGUCUCUGGAGCAGGCGAGGUAGACGAGGGGUAAUGGUGGCCAGGAAGGAUGAAGGUAUGGUAGAACUUCCCUUGCAAUCAUGAGGCCUUUGCGGGUAGGGGAGAGGAUUCUCCUGGAAGGUCAUACCCAACAAAAGGACGGCACAAUGCUGAUCCAUUGGCACCAUCAGAACAGGUAGGGGGGCAUGCCUGGUAGAGUUGUGGACAGGAGUGAAGAUGUCAUAGAUUUUUGGGACCAUAAUCCUCUGCUUCUCCAUGGGUUGGGACUGUCUUGUGCCAGCCUCACAUGGGAUGUUAAUAUAUAUUCACUCAAUGAACAAAUGAAAUUUUCUUUCUUUUUGGGGGGUGAGGGCUAGGGUAAAGGCAGAUUCUUUUCCACUUCUAAAUUCUGUAGAAGAAGGAUUCUGAUGGUCCCAAUUCUUGCUGUUCGCAGUGCAAUUCAUUGGCUUGUCGCAUUGGCAACAUAAGGAGCUUGCUAGAGUGGCAAAGUGUCUACCCCAACCCAGACAGACCAAGAAGAAUUUGACUGUCCCAAGACCCAAGGGGCUGUAUGCUCAGGAAGUUUUAAAAUGUGAACUCUCUGUGGCCUGCAGGGGAGAAUAAAAUUCAGAUAAAGAAUUAGGUGCUUUCAGUUUAACGUCUGUUUUUUUCCUUUUUAUGAUUUGCUCACUGUGGGCUUUUAGCAAGGAAUUUUGGUGAGGCAAAACACAAGCAGAGUUGAGCCCAAGGCUCUGGUCAAGAGGCUCUUGAUGGUGUUAAUUUCUGUUCCCCAGUGUUUCUAUACCAGUCAGGUCAGAUAGAAAUUCUUUCCCUUUUUCAUUCUGACAAAUGAAUGUCAGCUUUGUUUUUGCGUGAAAUAUUUUGUGUCAGAUUCUGGCAACUUCUUUUAUCCCCUACCCCCUUCUUUUAUCUCCUUUCUAUCUAAUCCCCCCACCCCCGCUCUUCUGUGUCUGUCUACCUUGCCCUCCUGCCUUGUGAAUAGCCUAGAAACUUCUGAAUCUCUCUCUUUUUCAUCACCAGAUGUUGCCAACCCCCUCGCUUCUGUUUACUUCACAAAGCCAACUAUUUGACUUUUUUGCGCAACUCCAUCUUGGUGGUGAGUCUGUAUAUCCACAGAUGGAAAUGACUUCAUGGCCCUUCUGGCAAAUAAUCACCAUCCUGUUUAUGAAUAAUGUAUUUAUCUAAGCGUUUAAAACCAUUCUGAGCAUAAACAGGAAAUGGGUUUUUCCCCCUAAUCACUGCUUUUAACUCUGCGCUGUUAACUUACCAUUUCCCCACUAGAUCUCGGGUUCCCCUAACAUCAGGACCAGAUUCUAGAUUCUGUAAUGACUCACUGAAUGGACUCCCAUUUGGUGUUCUAGGCUCAAUCCUGUUCAUUUUAAAAAUGCAGUCUUGCUCAAUCUCAGUGCAGCUGAUGUUUGUGGUCUUUAUUUAUACACUAUGAGUGGUGAGCAUGUCGGUUCCUGUUGCUUAGUCUGGGAAGCACUUGGGAAUUUCUCUGCCCUCCUCAUCUUACCUGCUUGGGUCAAUCAGGAAAAUUCCUGGAAAGGUAUGCAGGAUACCAAAAAGAGAGAAAUAUGAACUGUUGGGAAAGGGAGGGCUUUCUUGUAGCAGGAAUAUAUAUGUAUAUAUAUUAACUGUUUCAUACCCCUACAAGGCCCCAGCAUUGUCUUUACAGAUGUUUCUGGGUGAUGGGGUAAAGCCCCAUUGCCUCCUACUCUGCAGAGAAGAUUCCAGAACUUCAGAUCCAAAGAAAUGCUUGCAGAAAAACUGCAACUAAGUUUUAGGAAAACUGUAACUUUUACUAAAACGAUUCCCAUCUGAACUAGGAAUGUUAGCUGCUAAAGAGGCACUUUUGGGGGCAACCUCCUUUACUUAUGGGGCAAAAAUUUGCUAUGCCUUUACAUCACCUCUCUCUCUCUCUCUCCCUCCCGCUUUCUCUUAGACAAGCUUUUCAGAGAAACAAGAAAUUAGCCAAAACUUUGGAAUCACUGUUUCAUUCUUUUCAGGUGGCCUACAGGAAACUUUGACUAAUGUAAUACUAAAUUCUCUACCCAGCAUGCUUAAAUUUGCCAUGUUUUUUGACAAGUGCCAUAUGACUUCUAUCUGAGCAUGCUUAGGAAUAUACAUGCGGCCUUUAUAUGCGUUGAUGAGUUUUCCUAUCUGAAUAUGUAUAAGUGUCCUCAAUAACAGAUCCUUCUUUGUUCAGGGAGACCCUGCUUUGAGAAUUAGCUCCAGUGCUCUCCUUAGUUGCUGUAACUAACAAAUCUGUCUCCACUUUUAAUUUCCUGGUUGUGCUUAUUGGCUUCGCCAUCACCAGUCUGCUAGUCCUCUUGUGUCUGGUUACAGGAAGAAGACAUAAUUGCUCAUUGGCACUGGGUGCAUCUAGGGGAAUGUGCAGGUUUCAUCUCAUUCAACUCCAUUCUCCAGUCCCCGUUGCCUCGUUGUUUAAUGUUUCCUCUCCCUCUUUUAUCCCUGGCUCAAGACAGCUUCACUGUACAGUAUAUGCAAGUCUAAAUUCUGUCAUUUAUUUUCAUUUUUCAUCUCCUUAUUUCUCUUUGUUAUAUUCUGAUUCGAUUCUUCAUAAUUAUUUUCUGAGUUUGCUAAUUUUUACCUUAGUUAUGUAUAAUAUGCAUUUAAACAUUCUAUUAAACUUAAAUUCCAUUUAAAAAUUUUUAGAUAUCAUAUAUCCUUCUUUUUCAAAUAUUUGUUUUUUGAUGUUAUCUUACCCUUGAAUCAUAUCAGUGAUAAUCUGUAUCUUUAAAUGGUUUAAACUUACAACAUUCUUUAUUUUAUUUUCUAUAGGAAAAAUACCAAAUUUUGAAAUCUUUGCAGUUUUCUACCAACUUUCACUAAUGAUGCUGUAUUUAUAUUUUAAAUUUUUAUUAUUAAAUACAUUCAAAUUGUUGUGCAACCAUGACCAUAAUUCCUUACCAGAAUUUGUAUUAUCCCAAACUGUCUACAUGAGACAAUAGCUUAUUUCCUUCUCUCUCUAGUGUUUGAAUAACUAUUAUUCUACUUUCUUUAUGAAUUUUACUAUUGUAGGCAACUUAUAGAAGUGGAAUCAUAGACUAUUUGUCAUUUUAUGAUUGGUUUAUUUAACUUAGCGUAAUGUUUUCAAGGUUUAUCCUUGCAGAAUAUAUCAGAAUUUCAUUCAUUUUCAAGUAUGAAUAAUAUUCCAUUGUAUGUGCGUACCAUAUUUUGUUCAGCCAUUCUUCUGCUGUUGGACACUUGGAUGUUUCUACUUUCUGGAUAUUAUAAAUAAAGCUGCUAUGAGCACUGAUGUGUAAA
This is a messenger RNA of Heterocephalus glaber (naked mole-rat), 6649 nucleotides long. NCBI's taxonomy places the organism in Eukaryota, Metazoa, Chordata, Mammalia, Rodentia, Bathyergidae. The record is from RefSeq and is a predicted model, not a curated record.